Molecule: messenger RNA, 1695 nt
Organism: Paraglomus brasilianum
Lineage: Eukaryota; Fungi; Glomeromycota; Glomeromycetes; Paraglomerales; Paraglomeraceae
Source: the annotation of a GenBank genome assembly
AUGUCUCAAUUGGUGGUGCAGACGUUGCUAGGUCGCUCACCUGGUGCUCGACAAGAAUCCUAUACAUUUGUUAUUUUGUUGAGUUUGUUCUUGUCAAAGGAUAAAACGUAUUUAAAUAUAAUAAAGAAACAUCCACCGCUCCGCCGUCAAGUUGACAGGCGCGGGACACGGUGGCCUACCUUUACGUGCAGAACGCUCACCGUCAGGUUGACAGGCAUGAGGUCGUUCUGCACGUACCUCUACCACAUCACCGUCAAGUUGGCAGGCAUGAAUGUGACACAACUUGCCGUCAGGUUGACAGGCGCAAGUUGCAUGGGCAAAAUACAAGAUGAUCAUCUGAUUAUCAUGUUGGCCAUAGAAAUCAAAAGUUCAGAACCACGACUAGACGCUAACGCAACCAAAUUCUUCAAAUGGUCACUAAGUGUCUUUGUCAAGUAUAUUGCUAAGUUGGAGACUGGGCUGGGUUUUGAACAACUCUUCAAAGUGUUUGUUAAAAGUUUGGAUCAAAUUUGUGUGUUACUCGUUGUUCCAGCUUGUGUUCGAGCAUUUGCUCAAAACUAUUUGAAAUGGCUGGAGACAUGCACGGGCAAGACAAUGUAUGUUGAUGGGUACAAUACGUUACAAAAUCCACCUAAAACCCAUCCAGAAUAUUAUGACAUUAUUUUUUUCAAUUUAAAUGACGAAGACGGUUUCCUAAGAACGUUAGACAAAGGUAUUGUUGCGCAGAUGCGUAAGGACAUAAAGAUGGCAGAAGUAGACUCAAAGAACCAAGAGAUUAAAUUACUUAUGAAAAAUCAUAAAAAAACUUAUGGUCAUGAGCACGUUAAAAAUGUGAGAGCAACCGCAAGACGAUUUGAAAUCGAACCAAAACAGGUUCGCGAAUGGGUGAAGAAAAAACAAGACCUUUUGAAUGUUGCACCUUACAUCUUAACGCUUAACCGUGGUCGCCAGGCUCACUUUCCAUUGUUAGAAGAAAAGCUUGUCAAAUGGAUUAACGAACGUCGUAAUGAGCAGAAUGCUGUUACUCGAAACAUGGCUGUUAAAAAGGAUAGAUACCCUAAUAUUGGCAACUUUAAAUUUUCCCGGAGUUGGUUGGGUCGUGAAUUUUUAAGUUUUAUUUUGUUUAAACGUCGGGAAUAUAACUUUCCUGUUAAAUUUAUUGGCAACAUGGAUGAAACGCCACUCUCGUUUGAUAUGCCUAGUCCAGUUACCAUUGAAAAGCGUGGAUCUAAGACAGUGGCCAUGUGCAUUUUUAAAUUGAAAACCAUCCCUCGUGAUGUGUUUCCUCCAAACGUUAUUAUAAGAGUAAAUGAAAAAGGAUGGUGCAAUGAGCAUGAAAUGCAUUACUGGAUUAAUAACGUUUGGACUAGAUGUAGUGAAGUGGCGAAACCAGAAUCUCUUCUUGUUUUGGACUCCUUUAGGGGUCACUUAAUGGAUUCCGUUACUAAACCAUCCUAUGGUACUCUUGCUCAAUGGGUAAGAGAUUCAUGGGAAGAAGUUGAUAUUCAUUUGAUUGUAAAAGCGUUUAAGUGUUGUGGGGUUUCGGUCGAAAUGGACGGGACGGAGGAUGAUGUAGUGUUUGAUUAUGAAUUGUUAGAUGAGAAUAAAAAUGAUGGAAAUUCUGAAGUAAUGAAUUUCACUAGUAUUGACGGUGAAGAAUAUGAAGAAGUCGGAGGCAGUAAUGUUUGGGAAUAA